This is a messenger RNA of Funneliformis caledonium, 3882 nucleotides long. The record is from the annotation of a GenBank genome assembly. NCBI's taxonomy places the organism in Eukaryota, Fungi, Glomeromycota, Glomeromycetes, Glomerales, Glomeraceae.
AUGGAAGACAAUGUAGAACUUCAUGAAAAAAGUUCCCAUUCUUCCUAUCCCACACUUUCACCUUUUACUCAAUCAAGCCCCAUUAGCAUUCCAACUUUACGUACUUCACGUCCUGCUUCCCCACAUCUUCAUCAUAUGUCAAAAGUCCAUAAACGUGGUACUCCUUCACCUCCUAUAGAAUCCUCUACUCGGUAUAACAUUUCGCAAAAACAGCAAACGCCAGAAAUUAUAGUCCCAAAAGAUUAUUCUUCUCCACCUGAAAUAAAAAGACGUAACUCGUCAUUUUAUCAAGAAUUAUCCAUUCAUCUAAACCAGCCUGUAGGUAGUAUGUCCAUUUCACCAUCAAGUCGUGAUGUUGUACUGGCAGCUCGUAAAGGACUUUUUAUUAUUGAUCUCGAGAAUCCGUACGAAACUCCACGAGAACUUCAUCACUUAACCAAGUGGGAAGUAGCUGAUGUGCAGUGGAACCCCCAUCAAUGCCGUAGAACUUGGGUUGCUUCUACGUCUAAUCAAAAAGGUCUUAUAUGGAAUUUAGCACUUCCAUCGUCCAAUGCCGUUGAACAAAUUCUUCAUGGUCAUAGCCGCGCUAUAAGCGAUAUUAACUGGCACCCUUUGAAUCCUGAUGAAUUGGCCACGUGUUCGGUAGAUACUUAUGUACAUCUAUGGGACUUAAGAACACCGAAAAAACCAACAAUGUCAUUCUGUGCUUGGACUGCGGGUGCAACACAUGUCAAGUUCAAUAAAAAGAACGAGUAUCUAUUAGCUUCUGCUCAUGAUCGAGAUCUAUUAAUAUGGGAUACUAGAAAAGGAUCGCUUUCUAUAACUAGUAUUAGGGCACAUACAACUAAAAUCUAUGGAAUUGAUUGGAGUAGAAAGAGCGCCGACAAUAUAAUUACUUGUAGUCUGGAUAAAUCAGUGAAGUUCUGGAAUAUAAAGAAUGACGUCUGUCAAGGCGUUAUAUAUACAAAUUCACCAGUAUGGCGUGCAAGGCAUACACCAGUCGGUAAUGGUAUUCUAACGAUGUCUCAACGAUCAGAAACCAGUUUAUAUCUUUGGAAUCAGGAAAAUCCUCAAUCCCAUGUACAUGCCUUUGAAGGCCACAGCGAUGUAGUCAAAGAAUUUGUCUGGAGAAUUAAAAGCGAUGGUGACCCAAUUAUUGAUGAUAGAGAGCUUCAAUUAAUUACGUGGUCUAAAGAUAAGCACUUGCGUCUGUGGCCGAUAAAUGAUAAACUAUUAAAGCUUACAUCAACGGGACAUUCAACUUUCACCUUUCGGGACCCACCGCCAACUAAUAAUCAUUCAGCCUCACCUACUCUGUCAACUUCAGCAUCUCAUUCCUCUCUUCGCGUUAUUCCAGGAAAUCGCAUGAACACAAUUACCACUUUGCGUCCUUCUGGGGCUUCUACUGGAGGAGGAAAUAUUAAAAGUUAUAUGGGAGCCGCUGCUGGGAUGUAUAGAGCUGAGCGACAUUCCUUAUCACCGUUGUUGUGGAUGCAGAAUGUGAGAAUGGUUAAGCCUAGUGGAGAGAUCGGUAGUGCUGAAGAUAUUCCAACAAACAUGCAUGAGGAAUGGGCUACUGUUUCGAAAAAAUUUUCAAAUGUCGAAUUUGAAAAGCUUAAUGUGCAAGGAAGGAGCUGUACUAUAAGUUUACAUGGUCCUUGGUCUGAUAGUGGGGUUGCAUUUAUACGCAUCAAUAUAACGUUCCCUUCGCAAUAUCCUGACAAGGUUGCUCCAAUUUUUGAUAUUCAAAAAACUGGGAUGAUCUCUAUAAUGAAUCGAACUCAUAUGUCACAAAUUUUAAACCGCAUAGCCAGUUCGCAUGUAUCCCAGAAAAGACCAUGUCUCGAAGCUUGUAUUCGUUAUUUACUUGGAGAACAUCCUGAUGAUGGUCAAGAGCGAUAUGGGAGAGAUGAUUCGGAUGAUGAAAAUUAUAUAAAUUCUACUAGAAGAGCAUCUUAUGAUAAAAACUUGACUUACAUUCUUGGAGAUAAGGAUUAUGAUAAUAAUAUUCCUUUUCCAAAACUAUGUGGCGCAAAAUUUUGUGUUACUGGAAAGCUUGUAUGUUUCUUUUCAAGUCUACGAUCUCCUGACGCUAGUAAUCCUGUUACGCCUGUAAGAUCAAAUGGUAAUUCUGGAACCAAUCGUGGGAAGACAAGUUAUAUAUACACACAUCCUAGGUCAUAUGAUUCUUGGGAACAGUACAAAAUGAUUUCUCGGUUACCAAGACCUGUUACGCGUUAUGGAGCAGAUGGAGAUGAUUCGUCUUACGAAGUAGAUGAUGACCAAGAUGAUUUAUUACUGUAUUUCAAUCCAAAGAGCGGAUUACGAAACAAUGCUCCAGAUUCAUCCACGUUAGCGGGGCAUGUUAUUCAUACUUACGAUUUUUCAGAAUGGAUGCCAGUUAAUCGAAAACUGGCAAAUGAAUAUAUUCUUCAUGGGGAUGAUCCGGUUGAGAUUUGCAAAUACAACGCUCGAGUAGCAGCAGACAAUGAUCGACCAGAUUUGGAACAAGUCUGGUUACUUGCUUCUUUAAUAUUAAGUCAAACUGUUUCAAUUAAAAGAUUUAAGAAUUCCUUAUCUAGUGAUGAUAUUAUACCAAUUGAACGAAUUUCAGGACCUUAUCAGAAAUGUGCAAAUAAAAGAAAGGAGAGUAGGAAUGGAUAUGAUUCAUUUAUGGAUGAAGCGUUUCACGAAUUUUUCGGAAGAUUGGAUUGGGGAUUCCAUCCAUUUGGAAAGGGUCUUGCAAUAGACAUGCUUAAUCACUUUGUUUCAAUAGGUGAUAUACAAACAGCAGCAAUGUUGUCAUGUGUUUUUAGACAACCCUUUCCACCACAUCGCAAACUUGUCAAAACAAAGGAAAUUCAACCUUUAAUCUCACCAGAUUUAGAAACUAAUAAUAUAUCCAGUAGCACGGAUUAUUUCAAUUAUUAUGCACGUUAUCCAGAAAAACGAAAUCCAUAUCAACUUGGGUUUUCAUCAAUAUCUGGAGCGACAUUUGUCGAAUCAUUUAAUUCAUCAAAAAGUUCAUGGGGAAAUCAUUAUAAUCAAUCGGAAAUGUUUGGUCAUUUUGUUAAUGCGGGUACUCCUCCGACCCCAUCCGGCUAUAUAUAUGGACAUUCCGAAGGAGCUGGUGGGCCUAUUAUGGUACCUUCAGCUGGUCAUACAUCACACCAUCAAAGGAGGUCAACUUUUGGCGGUAUUUCGAAAGAAGCAAACUUUUUUUCUUCAAGUUUUAGUACUACAGCAUCACCACCAAAAACUCCAAAAAGAGAUAGUCCAGUCGCAGUUGGAUUCACAAGUCAUUUUGGAUGGGGAACUAUGGGAGUAAAUCAAGGAAAUGAAAGGCUUGUUGAAACUUCGAAAAAAUCCAGCGAUUUAACAUUUAUACCUUGUAAUUUCGAAGAAUUUGACGAUGAAAGAAGGCCAUUUCAAGUUAGUUUAUUAGAUGAUAAAAGAGCGACAAAUGCAAGAUAUGAUCAAAUCCGUCUUGCUUAUGCAGAGAUAUUAUAUCAUUGGGGAUUAUUUGAAGCAAGGACAGAGAUUUUAAAAUUUAUGAAAUUUGUAAAGACAACAAUUGGUAGCCCUCUUGGAGAACAACAAGAACCUUUGGAAAUCGGUAUACAUUGUUUCCAGUGUGGUAUUGAAUUAAAGGGUAACUAUAAGUGUGGAAAUUGUCUACGUAAGAGAGCUGGUAUAAAAUGUUCAGUCUGUCAUCAAACUAUUAGAGGAUUGUCAAAUUUUUGUAUAAUUUGUUCACAUGGUGGACAUACAAAGCAUCUUCGUGAGUGGUUUAAAGAAGGAAAUAAGGAAUGUCCGUCAGGUUGCGGAUGUCAAUGUAUGAUAAAGAAUGGUGGGUUUGGAUUCGAUGAAGAUAAAAUGUAA